Molecule: messenger RNA, 2442 nt
Organism: Capsicum annuum
Lineage: Eukaryota; Viridiplantae; Streptophyta; Magnoliopsida; Solanales; Solanaceae
Exons: 5
Coding region: 584-1774 (396 amino acids)
Source: RefSeq, a predicted model, not a curated record
UACAGUUUUGUUUGUUUUGUUGCUUGUCCUCACUAGUAGCCAUGAAUUACUAUAAACACUCUUCAUUCAUUUUCCCUUCACCCUGAAAACUCAUCAUAUGAUAUAUAGUGGGCUUUGUCUUGCCUACCAGUCCAUUGCAUGUUAUUCCAAUACUUGCCAUAUAUUAUUGAACACUCCUUCUGAAACCUCCCUGCUUCCUUUAGCAUUGGCAUGUGUUAUUACUGUUCCCUACUACUGCUAAAAAAAAUAAUUAUUUUUUUUUUAAAAAAAAAACAGCUUCUUUCAUACCAAUCUUUUUUAAAUAUGUAAAAAAAUCCUCCAAAAAUCUUACUGCAUUUAUGGAUCUUGCAAGUGCCAGCUACUGUGAACCUCCACCUCUGUUUCCAUCUCAAGGGGUAAUGAAGCAACAGUAGAAGGGAAAAAUGGGAACCCAUUCUUGGAUAGUUUCCCUGACCCUCUUUGUAAACUUAAUCUCAAGGAGACUUCUGAUUUUGUGAAGUCGUUGCCAACAGCAAGCAACGUAGCUGAAAGCAGAGGUUUUUUAAGGAAGGAAGGAGGAGUAAGUUCAGUGACAAGGAGGAAUAUGGAUGCUCCAUCAACACCGGGUCGACCCAUUUUCAGCUUCAGUGUUGGGAAUUUUUCAAGAAAAAAUUUCCCUUCUAAGUGGGAUGAUGCAGAGAAAUGGCUUGUUAAUGGAAGUUCUAUUCAAGAUUCCCCUGCUUCCCAUCAUAAUAAUGGCUUAAAGCCAUCCUUAGAGUCCUCAAAAUUGUUAAAGCAGUGUAAUGGGUUCAAGUAUAAAGAAGCUGAAAAUGUCUUUGCAGAAAAAAAUAGAGUAACAGAUGAAAAGGUCUCUAAAGUAGCUUCAGAUUUUCAGGUGCCUUUACCUUUACACCAUCAUCAUAUUUCUGAUGGAGCUUCCAACAGUGUUUCUGCUGCAAUAGAUGUUUUUCUUAAAGAUAAGUUCACAGAUGAAGUGGAAUCUAUUUAUCCCAAAUUUAGGUGCUUAGAACCUACAAAGGAAGGAUUUUUGUUUGGAAAUGGGGCAGGGAAAUCGAUGAAAGAAGCAACAAUGGAGGCAAUUCAUGAGGUUAAACACAGAGAUAUUGGGACAGAAAUGACCCCAAUUGGCAGCUCUACUACUUCAAGAUGUCACACUCCAUUCAAGAGUCCAUCACCUGCUAGACACAAUACCCCCGCGGAUAGAUCUGGACCGUUGGUCUUACCAAGUUCAGGUUCCGACAGCACGGUUGAUAUUAUGCAAUUUCAGGAGUGUCAUCUAGCAAAGUUGCAGGUUGGGACACCAUUUGAUUCUGUUACAACCAAUUGGAGUUCGAGAGAAGAAGAGGAGGAGGAUAUAUCAAAGAGUUUGAGACAUUUCGAGAUAAAUAAUGAGUGCAGAAAGAGUGUCUCGGAGUCCAAAACACAUUCGUGGGAAGAAGAAGAGAAGAACAAAUACUGCCUCAGGUACCAGAGAGAAGAAGCAAAAAUUCAGGCUUGGAUAAACCUCCAAAAUGCAAAAGCAGAAGCUCAAUCGAAAAAACUUGAGGUGAAAAUCCAGAAGAUGAGAUCAAAUCUGGAGGAGAAGUUGAUGAAAAGGAUGGCGAUUGUUCACAGAAAAGCUGAAGAAUGGAGAACAACAGCACAACUACAGCACAAGGAACAAAUAGAAAAAGUGGCUGACCAAUCAAGAAAGAUGAUGUUGACAAGGCAAAACUCACAUUUAUCUACCCAAACUUCUUGUGGUUGUUUGCCAUGUCGUAACCAUCUUAUUUAAUUCGAAUCACACAGCAAUGUUCAGUGAGAUUCACUCUGUAUUCCUAUUGAGUUUUACCCAGAAAAAAGCUAACAUGCAACACUGUUUUACGGGCCAACACAUAAUACUGUGAACUUCUAGUAGAUGAGACCAACUGAUAAAAGAGACGAUGAGCUUUUCUACAACUAGCAAAAUAUGAUGAAAAUUUGUUACUAUAUAUCCUAGAAUGUAGUCUCACUCUUAAGUGAGAAUCCUAGGAACUUUACUCAAAUUUGAAUUUAUCUUGCAUUAACGUGUUCUCCAUUCUUAAUGGACUGUUUUUGUUGCUCUCUACGGAACUUUUGGCCUAAUAGUUUUCAUGUUAGGUCAUCUAAUUUGAAGCCACCUUAUGCUAAAGUGAUCACUCUUUAAUCUUGAUUAUCAAUGUAUCUACUCAUCAAAGUUGCUCGACAUUGCAAAGAUGAAGGCCCUUUGUCUUGAAUAGGACCACAAUAUUCCGAAUUAAGGCCUCUAGUAAUCAGACUGUUGAAACCUGUUCAAACUUCCAGUUACUAUGUAGGGGCCUUGUAUGUAUUAGCUAGAAAAUGAAAUACAAAGAUGUUGAUUGUUUGUCAGUACUGUAAGUUGUUAAUUUAGAUUUCAACUCUUUUUUGUAGUCAUAAGUUUGAUUUACUGAUUUGACCUUUAAA